Molecule: messenger RNA, 3688 nt
Organism: Siniperca chuatsi (mandarin fish)
Lineage: Eukaryota; Metazoa; Chordata; Actinopteri; Centrarchiformes; Sinipercidae
Gene: xkr9
Product: XK, Kell blood group complex subunit-related family, member 9
Exons: 5
Coding region: 1567-2727 (386 amino acids)
Biological process (GO): engulfment of apoptotic cell; apoptotic process involved in development; phosphatidylserine exposure on apoptotic cell surface
Cellular component (GO): plasma membrane
Source: RefSeq, a predicted model, not a curated record
GGCAGGGAUUGAAUGGCGUGUCACUCUUCUGCUAGUGGGAGGGUCCACGGAGAGAGAGAGAGAGCCGCUGCGCCUGACCAACGAGACUCUUUACGCACAGGAGAGAAACAGCUGGGGCUUUCUAUCGCCACCUAGAGGGGGCUGUGUACAGGAGUAUUUCUUGGCUGCUGGUUGCCUGGAAACCUCAGGGCGACGACAAGACUCCAGGAAGCUACUGCGGCGGGCCAAGAAAUAGUCAUAACCCCCUGUUUUAUAUGCUUCAUAUUUACCUGUACAGAUAUGCAAGUGGUAUCGAGCUUCUCCUCUAACUAUCAGUAAGAAAGAAAACUAGUAUAUUUCCCAAAAUGAUGAAUUAUUCUUUUAAUCAAAAUACCACAAACUAACUGAAGACAACACAAGCCAGGGGUAGGUAGUAUUUCAGCUUUGCUGAUGGAUACUGUAAUACUUCAGGAUACAUACACCAUGCACAUACUGUAGAGUGGGAGGAACAAGGGUUCAGUAGGGACCCAAAGCUCAUUUUUGUCCUGGGGCCUCCUAUAGCGGGUUAAUCCGGCCCUGAAAUUACAAGACAGAACCUAUCAAAAUGGGAGUUUUAUCUAGAAUUUCUAGACCUAGACUACCCACAUUAUUAUUAAAAACGAAAAAUAAAUGAAUAAACAGAUCUUUGAACUGAGUGUGUUUGUAACUUGAAUCACUGACCCAGUCGAUGCUGAAACUCGGUGAUCUCAUUACUUUCAGCUGCAUUUGGACUUGCAUUAAGGGCUGCCUUGAUGUAUCUGAACCCGCAUAUUAAAAUUUUCAGACUUAAAGUGAGACUAUUUAACUUUGGUGGUUUAACACUAAAUGCUAGAUGUAGCAUAACAGUAAAACAAGUAGAAAAGUAUACCGACUCAGUAAUGUCAGUUACACAACAAUAUCUAGCUAAAGUUUGGUAAUAUAAGCUAACUUUAGCCAACAUAAGCUACUGAAACAGACCAAAUAAGGCUGUAGCAGUAAAACGCCUGAGUGUUGAAUUGAACAACGGUUCGUUUUAUUGCUUAUUAAUCAAACUUUCUAUGAGGAAGAAUGUGUUGUCUUCUUUUAAAAGUUAUAUGGUUUAACUUUAAAUUUGAUUGUCUAUGUCAUAAUAUAGCUCCAACAAUUUAUUAUGUAGAGUAUUUCAAGUUCAUGACAGGGUUCCUGGUCUCAGGUGCUGAGACACUGUGCAAGGUGUGAACACACACACACACACACACACACACACACACAGGCACGGAUCUAUUAUGUAAUCACAUUUUUUCCGGCAUGACUGUAUCAGUUCAGAGUGUUGUCACUGAGGUGGAGCUUGUCACAAGUUUUAAGGAAAGAGAAAGAGAAGUGGAGUGUGUAGAAGUGUUUGCUUUUGUGACUGUACACAGCUGUCUGCCAUGGACAAAAUCUACUGACUGACCAACAUGGCACCUGAACUGCUGGGGUCCAACAGAAAACUAUCCACAGCAGCUUUUCUUCAGAACCAUCAAAAAGCAGCUACAUUUCCACGUCAUCACAGAGGGAAAACUUUGGUUGGACUUUUCAACUGAUGACAAAAUGCUUCAGUCAGACAUUCAAUACACUAAACUGCGAUGGUUUUUAACCAUUGCUGGACUGUUCUUGUAUGUGGUGGACAUUUGGACAGACAUUGGACUGGCACUGAAAUAUUUUCAAGAUAAACAUCUUGGGUGGACUGGACUGACUCUAGUGUUUGUUCUGGCUGGCCUGCUGGUGACUCAGAUCUUCAGCCAUGCCUGGUACAAGGAUGACAUGAAUGAUGUUCUGAUAAACCCUGAGGGAAAAACAACCAUAUCAGGCAUGUCCAAAGGUGGACUUGCUGUCCUGCACCUAUUUGGCAUGGGCAUCUUCACCAGGUAUUAUCACCUGCUGAAACAAGGGUUCAAAGUGGUUUGGACAACAACAAACUCUUAUACAGUGGAAGACAGUAGAGAUGUGCACCAGAAACUGUUUUGCCUGGCUACUGAUCUGAGCAUGCUCAAACUGUUGGAGGCUUUCCUGGAGAGUGUUCCCCAACUCCUUCUACAACUAUAUAUAGUGCUGGGCCACAAUGAGUGCUCAGUCAUGCAAUAUUUAUCUAUGGCAUUCUCCUUCUUUAACAUUGCCUGGGCCCUGGUGGACUAUCGCCGCUGCCUUCGCAGAUCCCUCUCCCAUAUCAGGGAGAUGCCUUCUGGCCUCCCCACAGCAAUCUACCUCCUCUACAAACUCUGCACCAUCACCAGCCACAUCCUCAGCUACACCCUCCUCCUCAUACUGAGCCCCUACAGCACAAUAGCCCUCACCAUCCUCUGGCUGCUGGGGACAACCUGGACACACUUGCUUCAAACCAACUUCUGCUCAUCCAGAGGCCUUGAGCUUCUGUAUCGAGCAGUCAUCGGAGUCAUCCUCACGUUCACCUUUUUCAACGUCAAAGGACAGGACACCAAAGUAGCCAUGAUCAUCUACUACUUGUUCUAUUGUGUUAUAAAUAUUAUGGCUCCUUUACUGCUGGCUUUUUUGAAGCCAGAGCUGCAGACAGCCACGUUUUUGCUGACAGUCGGUGGUUUAAUCUUUGGAGGUUCAGUGCUGGGGCUGAUGUGCCUCACGGUGUACUACCUCCUCCUGCAUCCCAGAGAGAAGUGGCGUGAGGCAGAUGAGGUGGACGGCCAGGGAAACAGAACAGAGACCACAAGGAGGAUAAAGAACUUUUUACAGACUUGAUGAAUGUUUUUUUAAAUCUAUUUCCAAGCCUCGUUAUGGGAGCGCAGAGAAACAGAUUCUGAAUCUGAAACUACUGAAACAAUUUGACGAGGAAAAGAAAAAUAGAGCCUGUACACAGAGAUGUCAUCUUGAUUAUGUUACUAAUACUGCUAUCAGUUAUUUUACCAUAUUCUGAGGUGAAGUUUGCUUUUUCAUUACUGAUGCAAAUGAUUAAGCAAUUAAGUGCAAUAUAUUUGAAAGAAUCAACUACCUUUUGUUCACUCUUGUUUUAAUAAACUUGUCGAUGAAUGAUAUAUUUAUUCUUAUUAUAUCUAUAAAAAGUAAUUUAUUUGCUAAUCCUAAUGGACAGCUGGCAUUGUCUCAUUUGAUUGCUUGAUAUUAUAUAUCAUUGCAGCCAAGACGGUCCAUUAUUAAUGCAUUGUAAUCAAAUCUAAAAAUUCUAUUAUGGUCAAAAUCAUUUGGUUUCUCUAAUUUUUGUGUUAGAUAAACACAUUUAUGUGAUGUACAAAGACACAACAAGAAGCAUAAUUGUUCCAUUGUAUAUGUCAUGUCAUGUCCUAAUGUCUCCAGUUGUUUUCUCUGCUUCCUGGUGUUUCCUCUCUCUCUUUCUGUGUGUGUGUGUCCAUGUCUGGGCACGGCAUUCCACCUCUCUCUUGCCACCAACCCACCUGCACACCUUAGAAUUAACCACUCAUCACUUCCUGCUGUAUAAAACCCCGGCUCUCCUCUCAAAUCUUUGCCAUAUCGUUCAGUUUGCCUAUGUGCUACAGACGCUACGGCCAAGCUACUUUUUGUUAUUAUGUCAUGCCUGUGGAAUCCAGACUAACCUGUGUUUUGGUCCCAGCCUGUCUGUCUUCCUGCCCUGCUCCUCUGCGAAACCCUGAGCCUGCUCUCACAGACUUUUCACUUUCUAGUUUUGUGAAUAAAUCCAUUUUGGUGGGGCCAAUCUUUGACUCCAAGA